ACAAUAUUGUAGAGUCAGUUUGAAGUAAAUUGUGAAAUAAAGUAAAAUCAUUCAUUUUUUAUGUUUAAAUCAAACAAAGAAAAAUUGUAUAUGGAUAUUGUGUGUGUUUCAAAUAAGAUGUAAUUUAUGACUAAUAACAAGCUCUGUUGGCUAUUAAGCGAAGCGAUGUUUUAUUUUUAUAGAAGCAACGUUAUUUUUAUGUGGCUACAAUAAAUAGCUUUGUUAAUGUGGCUACAGUGUAGAGGAAAAUAAUCUGUAUGAAAACAAUUUUUCCAAAAAAUGGACAACGACUCACCGGUGAAAACAGAAAAUGCUCAGUUUAGGAAUGGCAGACGAAAACAAGAAAAUAUGCAAAAUGGAAAACUCACAAACCAUCAAGGACUUUCCAGUGACAUCCGUUUAAAGAAUAGUUAUGUUCGUGGCAAAAAUGGUGUAAAUACGCCGCAAGAGUCCGGCAAUAAUGGACACCCGAGCGGAGAAGGACCAGGAAAGCUAAAUGACACUGGACUGUUUCACCUGACCAAUACAGUCAUAUUGCCAUUACUUGUAAUGACAUUGCUGCCCACCUUCAUCAUGGCACUCGUAUAUGCGAAUACAGACUGCAAUGGAAGUAUUUCUGGGAUGCUAUCUCGCUUUCACGACCAACCUAUUUCAUACACAUUUGCCCAGAUUUGGGGUAAAAACCUUGGCAACAUCGGUUUCUUUACGUUUGCCGUAAUACUUGGCUAUUACAUUUGGGCUGUAUUUUGCACCAAGAUGCUACCAGGAAAAACCGUGAAAGGACCAAUGACACAUACGGGAAAUACUCCUGUUUACGUAGAUAACGGAUUAUACUGUUACCUCCUUACAAUGGCUGGAUUUGGUCUAUUUACAGUUCUUUUAAAAAUGAAUGACCUGACACCUACCUUCGUCCUUGACCAUUUUGGAGAAAUGGCAGCCUUUAUGAAUGUGUAUUCUUACAUUUUCGUUUUUAUGUUGUAUAUUAAAGGAAUCUAUACUCCUUCAACAACUGACAGCGGACGAACAGGAAAAGGAUUUAUUUUCGAUUAUUACUGGGGAACAGAGCUGUAUCCACGUGUGUUUGGGAUUGACAUCAAAGUUCUUACAAAUUGCCGCUUUGCUUUGACAGUUUGGCCUCUUCUUGUGUGUAUAUGUGCAUUAAAAAGUUAUGAACUGUACGGAUUUGUAGACAGCAUGUUGGUCACAACGAUACUUCAGCUUUUCUAUAUCACCAAGUUUUUCAUUUGGGAAGCUGGAUAUUAUGGAACUAUGGACAUUGUUCAAGACCGGGCAGGAUUUUACAUUAUAUGGGGUUGCCUUAGUUUAUUACCUCCCCUUUAUCCUAUUGCAAGUUUCUACCUCGUAAAUCACCCUGUCCGUCUAGGCCCAUUUUGGACUUCCAUACUUCUUAUUGCUGGCAUUUCUUCUACAACAGUCAAUUAUUUGGCAGACCGCCAAAAACUAGUAGUUCGGCGGACAAAUGGAAACUGCAAAAUAUGGGGCAAACGCCCGGAUUUAAUCCGUGCCAAGUAUCUGGCAGAAAACGGAGAAGUUGGGGAAAGCAUACUGCUAGCAUCAGGAUGGUGGAGUAUAUCCAGGCAUUUUCAUUAUAUUCCGGAGAUCCUGCUAGCAUUCUGCUGGACAGUUACAGCAGGGUUCGAAGACUUGUUACCCUACUCCUACCUCAUAUUUUUGACGAUACUUCUGGUACACCGUAGUUUUCGUGAUGAAAAGAAGUGCAGUAAGAAAUAUGGCGAGUAUUGGCAACAGUACUGCUCCAAAGUGAAAUAUAGAAUUCUUCCAUACAUAUUUUAAAACUUAACUCUAUAGUAUACACGGACUUUUAUGUACCGCCACUCUUGGAAAAGGACAAAUAUCAUACAUGUAUAUCUAAAUCUUAAAAUAGACGUGUUCUCCAGAAGAACUGCAAUGCGUUUGGACGUAUCUUAAAAAAUACAUGUAAAGAAAUUUACGCGUGACAAUGUUGAAAUAUUUCAGCAAAACUAUGAUACGAUUUAUUGGAAUUCCUGUUUGUUAAAAAAUGUCUCAAAAUAUACAAGUUAUAAACUUGAUGAAAAUAAUCCUAGAAUGCUCCAUCUGAUCUUAGAUUUUGGCUUCAUCUUUCUUGCCGAACAUGUAUUUACAUACCAGACAACAAUAUGUUGCCUGGGUAAGAAAGGAUGAUAUCUACAAGACUACAGCCUUAAAUUUCCUGAUCUUAGUGGAAAAUACACCUAAACUCGUAUUAAUUCCGACAUCACUUAAGUCGACCUCACCUUAACCAAAAUGCAAACAUAAGCUUUUGAUGUGAUGCUUUACCUUAAAUUUGGUCACCAGCUUGUACUGAAUAUAAACAAAGUUCAUUAGCCAUAGUGUGACUAAUCUAAAAUUAGUACAAGAAUUAUGUCCCGUUCAAACUGUUAUCAUGGCUUUAUCAGUGAUUAUCCUUGCGAACAUUAACGCAUAAUUAUCGGAGGUAAACAUUUGACAUUGGUACAAACCUACGGACAGUCAAGAACAAUUCUAGGAGUAAUUACCAAAAUAAAUGAAAGGACACCAAACAGGAAGUUGAGGCAGUUCUUGAAGUAUCAUUGGCAAGUCUAACACUCUUCUUCAAUCUACAGCACUAGUUUACAAGGCUAUUUUUUUUAACAAAACCAGGAAAAAUGCCACUACAAUUUUGUAUUGCUCACGUUUUCAAAGAUACUUUACAAGGUUUCAGCAAGUGCAGUUUGUUCGAGUUACGUCCUAGUGAAAUGGUUUUAUUCAAUUAGCAUCUUAGUUUUACUAUAGAUUAAAUGCGGUUCUUACAUUAACAUUGUCAUUAUUCUAAUACAUGUACACUCAAUGUAACCAUACUUGUGUUUCUGGAUUCUGCACCAGUUCCGGCCUGUUCUCCAUGAAUAAUCGACAACUUCCCAUCAUAAAGGUGGAGGAUGAAUAACUUAAAGACACCUACAGAAUAACUGUAUUCUUUUGUAUUUCCAUGAUGAUAAUUAUACAUGCAAAAAAUGUGACAUACAAGUAUCUAGUUAGAAACUGACAGUGACACAUAUUAGGCCAAGACAAUGUGUUUAAUGUCUAAACAUUUUCUUGAAUAAAUGUAGCAGUAUGCACAGUA
This is a messenger RNA of Mercenaria mercenaria, 3121 nucleotides long. RefSeq lists its product as uncharacterized. The record is from RefSeq and is a predicted model, not a curated record. Lineage: Eukaryota; Metazoa; Mollusca; Bivalvia; Venerida; Veneridae. The transcript is spliced from 2 exons. Gene Ontology annotation, biological process: brassinosteroid biosynthetic process; cholesterol biosynthetic process. Gene Ontology annotation, molecular function: 7-dehydrocholesterol reductase activity. Gene Ontology annotation, cellular component: endoplasmic reticulum membrane. The coding region runs from base 280 to 1815 and encodes 511 amino acids.